AUCUCGAAGGCCGAUCUCGACCCCUCCCGGGUGGGACUUGGCUGGUGUCCCACGGAGGAGGCCCAUGUGCGACGACGAGCUGCACACGGACUCAGCCUGCCUCACGUCCGCGCAGAGAGUUCGUCAUGCGUCCCACCCGGCUUCAUCAUUACUGCCUGAAGUCAGAUCCAGCCAGAUUCUAGAGCAUCUGUCGUGCUGAGAUUGAGCUUCUGGAACAUCACUCCAAACAGGAUGUGCUUCAUCUACAGAGAAACAGUGGUACAGAGAAAGCAUCCUCCGGUGAUGGAGUAGGCUCCGGCUGCAGCACCAUCCACGGCCUACACAUCCCUCCACCAUCCGCAGCGCUGUGUCCCAUCGCCAGCAUCCGGAGGCUGGGACCCGCGGGCCGGGAGGGCUGCAUGCCGGGCUCCUCUAAGAGCACACCUAGCUGCCUGCUCCAUUUUUGUCCUCCUUUUUUCAAGCAUCCUUCUAACCAGGGCUGCCUGCCCGCCCCCCCCUGCUAUUGUUCCCAGCCCCUUGGAGAUUAAGGAAUGAAAAUCUGCAAUCAUGAUGGAAGGACUGAAAAAGAGAACCAGGAAGGCCUUCGGGAUACGGAAGAAAGAGAGGGACACUGACUCCACGGGGUCACCGGACAAAGAUGGGGGCUCACAGAAAAGAGCUAACGGUGCUCCAAACGGGUUCCAUGGGGAUAUCGACUGGGAACGAUAUAACUCUCCGGAAGUCGAUGAUGAAGGCUAUAGCAUUAGGCCAGAAGAGGAAGAUGGAGCUGCUCCCAAAGUCAAGCACUUUUACUCAUCUAGUGAGUCCGAGGAAGAGGAGGACCAUCGUAAAAAGUUCAAGAUCAAGAUCAAGCCGUUACCUGAGGGCAACGCCAACUGCUCCGUUCCCUCCAUGGACGAGCUGAAGGCUUCCAUUGGAAACAUUGCCCUGUCACCUUCUCCGCUGAGACGUAGCCCGGGCCAGAUCAAAAGAAAUCUUUCCAGUGAAGAGAUCGCAAGGCCGCGGCGAUCUGCUCCCACACCUGCUCCUGCUCCUGCUCCCACACCUGCUCCUGCUCCCCCUGCACCUCCUGCAGUCCAGCCCCCUGAAAGUCCGAAAAUCCCAGAGGACGCGACGGCCCUGUUUGGGCCUCCUCUCGAGACGGCCUUUGAUGAUGAGAAGGCAGCAGCGGUUAUAGAGGAACCUGAGAUCUGGGGGGCACCUCUGUCUGAGCCACACCCAGACUCCCCUGUGGCAAGACCCUUUCCUACUGGAACUCCACCUCCGCUACCGCCGAAAAAUGUCCCGGCUGCUCCGCCUGCUGGCGGCGCCUCCCAGCCAGAUUCAGCAGUCAUAGCUGAAAGUGACGAGGACCAGGACGUAGACCCCGGUUCACCGGAGAACCCCAUAAAGGUAUCCAUGACCGACCUGGACAACAUAUUUGGCCCGGUGAAGGUCCCAAAGUCCAGCGAGGAAACGACGGACAGCAAGUGGGUCAGUUUCAACGAUGAGUCGCCCGAGACCCCACCCCCUCCUGAAGAACCCGCCCCUCCCUUGCCCCCAUCCCUCCCACCGAGUCCUCCGCCACCUGUUGACGAGGGUCCUUCCGAAGUGCCGGACUCGCCCGCCAGCCCCCCUCUUCCGAGCCGCAGACCUGCGGGCGUCAUCCCGCCACCCCUAGUCUUGGACGAGGGAGACAAAGCAAGCUGUGAGACAGCAACGCUGAAGGAGGAUCUCCCAGAUAUGACGGCUUCACCCAAGGAGCUCACCCCGGGUCCACGGGCCACGCCUCCUCCCCCUCCCCCUCCCACCUACAGAGCAGUGGUGUCGUCCCCUGGGCCCUACUCAGGUACUGCAAGCGGCUCCUCCUCCCCUGCCCGUCCUGCAACACCAUUGGCUGCCAGCAGUCCGACUCCGCCCCCUCCCCCACCCCGGCCAUCGUCAAGGCCUAAACUUCCUCCUGGAAAACCUAGUAUAGGGGAUGUGGCCCGGCCGUUCAGCCCCCCUAUCAACUCCUCCAGCCCUCCCCCUUUUGCCCCCCUGGCUCGGGCUGAGAGCACCUCCUCCAUAUCGUCCACCAACUCCCUGAGUGCCGCCACCACUCCCACCGUUGGUAAAGAGCUGUCCGUUUCUGUGUCAGAGAAUGACCAGCCUUCCCUGGUUUGGUUUGACAGAGGGAAGUUUUAUUUAACCUUCGAAGGCUGUUCCCGGGGGCCCAGCCCACUCACCAUGGGGGCCCAGGACACGCUACCCGUAGCAGCCGCCUUCACGGAGACUGUCAAUGCCUACUUUAAGGGAGCCGACCCCAGCAAGUGCGUGGUGAAGAUCACAGGGGAGAUGGUGCUCUCCUUCCCUGCUGGGAUCACCAGGCAUUUUGCCAACAACCCAUCUCCUUCUAUCCUGACCUUCAGCAUAACCAACUACAGCCGCCUGGAGCACGUUCUCCCUAAUCCUCAGCUGCUUUGCUGUGACACCACACAGUCGAAUGCCAACUCCAAGGAAUUCUGGGUAAACAUGCCAAACCUGAUGACACAUUUAAAGAAGGUGGCGGAUCAGAAGCCCCAGGCAACGUACUACAACGUCGAUAUGUUGAAGUAUCAGGUAUCUGCACAAGGCAUCCAGUCCACGCCGUUGAACCUAGCGGUCAGCUGGCGCUGCGACGGCUCCAGUACAGACGUCCGGAUAGACUACAAGUACAAUGGAGAUGCCAUGACCACUCCUGUGGCCCUCAACAACGUUCAGUUUCUGGUCCCGGUUGAAGGAGGAGUGACUAAGCUUCAAGCUGCUCUUCCCCCAGCUGUCUGGAAUGCUGAACAGCAGAGAAUUCUGUGGAAGAUUCCAGAUAUAUCCCAGAAAUCUGAAAAUGGAGGGGUGGGGUCACUGCUCUGCAGGUUCCAGCCACCUGAGGGCUCAGGCAAGCCGUCCCCCCUGGCGGUGCAGUUCACCAGUGAGGGGAGCACUCUCUCUGGCUGCGACAUCCAGCUGGUCGGGCCCGGUUACCGCUUCUCCCUUGUCAAGAGGAGGUUUGCUGCUGGAAAAUACCUGGCUGAGAAUUAAUCACCACUAGCUGAAAGAGAGAAACAUGAUUCCAUUGGACAAUAUUUGAAAUUAAGAAGGAAGAGACUUGUUUCAGAGCGAAACAUUGACUCCGACGGCAACCUUUUUUAAAAUUUACAAAGACGACAAUGUAACCCAUUUAAUGGGUUCUGCUGUGUGAUGAGCUAACAAAAUCAUUGUUAGUUUUAUGAUGUAAUUACUGUGCUAUGAUGUAAUUACUGUGCUAUGAUGUAAUUACUGUGGAUUACACCUUAAUUAUUUUUAUGUUGUUGUUAUUCUUUAUUUGCUUAGCAGAUGUUUUUUAUCCAAAUAGUCCCCAUACAGCUGAUAUAGGACCGCAAACAGCAUAGUGCUUAAAGACCCAGACCAGGAACCUGAAGGUUAUUGGUUCUAAUACCAUUUUAUGUUGGCUACUGAGAAAUUUUUCAGUGAAAUAUUUAGCUGUAUGAGUGCAUAUUUUUGGAUAUAAACAUCAGCUAAGUAGGGAAACGUACAGCCGGAUUUACAGGCAGUUACUGAUCAAGCAGAGGAACGGUGCUGGUCCUGGUGAGGUCCAGGAAGGGAACACGAAUGAUGAUCCACUUAUUGGUUGCAUCCUGGGGGAAUCGCUGGGGAAAUGUUUCGACUUAAAGUGGUCUCCCUGGGAUGCAGACACCUGCCAAUCAGGUAAAUCAUGUAACAUAAAUGUAACAUGAAACCUGACGUGAGUUUUUUUUUUCUUCUUCCCAAAAAGAGUGUCUCCUUUUUGUGUAACUCAGCUCUCCUUCCUGUUAGCAGGGAUGAGUCAUACUACUUUGGCUGCAGGUAGCCAGAGAGACAAAAUGGCAUGUGCUGCUGUUCCUGACAUUUCUUCCAAAUGACGCACAAAAAACGUGAUUUUGAGGACCCGAUUCCUUGGUAGUUGUAUAUAAACACUCAGUGGUCACUUAAUUCCAUACGCCAGUAAUGUAGAUAAAACCGAAUAUGUACGGUAUUCUGGGUUAAGGGGCUCAGUUACUCUGCGACUAAGCAAGAUCACAGCUAAACACUGUAAAUCUAAAUUUGACAUGUGGUGUGAUUGUUCGUGCCAGAUAUGGGGGGGUCCAGCAUCAGGGAAACACCCCCCCCCCCUUUCCGGUAACUGUCAUGCGCUGAAGUGUCCUGAGUUUACAGAGAAUGGUGCAAUGAACAAAAACAUUGAGUUAGGGGUCGUUCUGUUGCUGAACGCGCCAUGUAAAUGGGGGGGGGAUGGCCAAUCAGAUUUGUUAAGACUAACAGGGGGGCCGCAGAGGCAUAAAAAAACAACUCGGUACUGUACUGGUGUGCAGAAAGACAUCAUACUUCAGCUUGUGAACCCCGGAAGUGGUUCUGUAUGCAAAAGUCCUGCCUGGUACUGCACAGGUACCUAAUAAAGUGGCCACUGAGUGUGUUUUAUAUAUAAAUAUUUCCUGUGUAUGAGCAUAACUGAUUUAGUAGGUGAAAAUAAUCACAUGGUGCACUUACUGGUGCAGUUUCCUUGGAAUAGCAGGUAUACCAGUAAAUGCAGUAGAUCUUCACACUGGGCUGUGCUAAAGUCAGUUUUGUGGUAGGGAAAACAUCCAGUAGAUUACUGGCAAUGUACACAUGAGGCCAAAAGUCAGCGCUAGGUCUAACUUUGAAAAACAUAAUGAAACGUUUAUGUGUUUGUGAAGGAACAAAUGAAUCAAAGUAGCAGUGAGUGUAAUCUAAGUGUAGGUUCUCGUGCUUGGUUACAUUUGUCAGCCAUCCUGUUCCUCAGUGAAGGCGGAGCUCCAGGUUUGUGUGCCUGUUUCUUUCUCCCCCCUUUUCUUUCCCCUGUGGCUGAUACUUGCAGAUGUUCCACUGGCACUUGAAGGGCACUGUGCUCCCUUUAAGAGGCGUGCAGUUGCACAGUGACACUGCGGCAUGCAGAUACAAGGCCUGCAGUGAAAAACUGCGCGGUGACAAAACACCUACUCGUUUUUAGAAUUAUUAUUUGACCCAUAAAGUGAAUAAUAGUGUCAGUAUUUCAUCUUUUUUAGAUAUUCAAAGUGUUUCCCUUAAAAAUGUAAAAAGUGUAAUUUAAAAUGGCUGUUAUAUAUUCUAAAGGGUGUAUAGUGAUUCUGCGUUCUGUCACAGUGUUUCUGCUGUCAUUUAGACAGCAGUGUUAUACAUUACCGCACCUACAUUGCAGCACUAUAUUUUUAUUUCUUAAGUAAACUUUUUAUGUUGUAAAAAAAAAAAAACUAAAGUGACUCUAUUAUUAGAACUGGAAUGGUACAGUGUAUCAUUAUUUAGAAUGUUUAGGGUUAUACAUAUUUAAAUUCUUUUUCUUACAUGUCUAGUUUGGCAAACUGUAUAGUGUAAUGCUAAGAUAUAAUUUUUUAAAUUUAUUUCAAAUAUAAUUUUUUUUUAUUUGAGUAUAACAAAAGUUGGGGGGAAGAGGGAAAACAAAACAAAAAUAUUUUCAGGAGCUCUUCACGCUUAAUGGCGGCAAUGUGUCUGGUGAAUAACCGGAGUAAUUGCCUUCAUUAACAAUGCAACGUUAUUUUAAUUUCAGUGGGUUUCUCUCAUGCUAAAAGUCCAAUUUUUCGCCGUUAGCAAAAUUAAAAAAUAAUACAUGAAUUAAAUGUUAAACGUAUAAAUGGUCUCUAUGAGAUGGACAAAAAAAGGGAAUUGCACUGGGGAUUGUAGGUGAAUUAAAUACGCGUAUUAGACGGUUAUUUCCAGCUUGUCAUCUGGGUGGCGGAACAUUUGUUAUUUAUGUCAGAAAAAUAGUUUGUUGACUGAUAUCAGUGUGUAGAUUUUGCUGCCCAGAUGCUUCUUAGAACAUAUCCGAGAGACACUAACAGCAUAAUUUCAACCAAGAACUGGACGUCGAGUGGCAUCGUGUGCUUAUUCAUAUUUGUGAUGUUGAACAAAAAUACAUAUUUUCUUUUUAUAUGUCCAUACACACAUGCAUAUAUACAUGUAGUCACACAGUGGUCUAAAGCAUACGUUAAAAGAGGGGCCUCUUGAUUAUGCUGUAAUUGGUGCUAUCAAAUUUAAGUCUUGGUUUUUGAAAAGGUUGUGGGAGGGGUGGCGGACCAUGUCCUCCACGCUUGUGCCCCCUGUGUAUGUUUGUGUUUACAUAUGCAAUUUUAUUUUAACAUAACAAACGGGAAGUUUUUGCAUAUCCCCAAAUAUGCAAAUGAACCUAAGCCUUUAACAUUGGUCAAAUCAUACAAUUACACUGCAGAAAUGGUUUACAAAAGGAAAACAAAAAAAAUCGCAUAUAAUACAUGUUGUGUUAUGUGUGGGUGCAAUUUGUGAAUAAUUGUAAUUGCAAUUAACAUAUCUUCUAAUAUUACUGGGAAGUGUAGGAAGCAAUCAAGGGAAUUUUCCCAGGCCAGCGUAAUUAUAAAUGUGUCAUAUUGCGAUUGUAGCUGCUGGUAGCUUCCUUUGUGUCUUUGGGGAACAGCAAUGAUUAAAUAAUAUAUAAAUAAACUGUAUUCGCUUGUACUAACUGAUUCAAAAUUGUUUUUAACAUUAGCACAGGUGCUUGCUUCACGUUAAUUUAAAGCUUUUUUAUUUUAUUUUCAGUACUCAGUCAGGUCAUUUACCAAUAUUUCUGUUCAUUGGUAUUUUGGUCGUCAUCUACCAUAAAUCGAUCAAGGAAAAUCUCAUGUUGCACCAGGAAAAAUGUGUUUAUUGUGCACUGUCUUGUCAUAAAUGCGGUUCCUGUUUUUGCUGUCAGAUGUUGCUUUUGUUUUUUAUUUUUUAUUUUUUUUGCGUUGCAGGCAGAUGUUCGCAUAAGUAGCUUAAAACUGCAUGCACUAUUUCAAAACAUUUUGCUGCAUAAUAAAGGGUCGUGCUACUGAGUUAGUUAGCUAGUUAGUUAAUUAGUUUAAUUUGCUCCGGUUACCUGAGAGAAAACAAUUGUAUCUGUUUAUUUAAAAUAUUUGCUAUUCGUCACUUUCUCCGUUUCACUGACUUAUGGAUAAAUUUUCCACUUUAUAUUUCAUACAUUGAUCUGUAAGCAUGAGCCUAUUAAUUACACUAAGUUUUUUGUAUGGUUGUUUAAUAAUGAUUCACGGUCAUUGUGGAACAUUGAAAAUGACCCCUCCCACUUUCAUGACUAAACACUGUAUUAUUGUACUGUACCAAAUGAACAGCUGAACAUGUUGCUAUUUGUGUUUUUACAUACUGUGAUUUGCACUCCAUUUAUAUCUUCGUCAUGAAAAAUGAAUUUAGAGCACACUGUUUCCCUUUAUUUAUGGUACCAAUGCUUUAAAACCUUGUAUUUGUUGACUUCUACAAUAAAUUUUACGUACCUGUAAAGUUAUCCUGUUAGCUAAAAUAAAAUACCUGAGGGUAACUGAUUUUGUGUAGUUUGAAAGAGUUACCAGUAAAUAUCUCUUAUAGGAAAUUACCUGAAUCUCCCCCACUGUCUGCUUUAGUGGAUUUAUUUCUGUUUAUGAAUGUGUGGAGAAUUUUAAAAGACUUACCCCUCGAAUUUUGUUUGCCUUAUAGAUUAUGGUAAAACAUCUUUUCUGUACAUAUGUAAUUUUUCUUUUUUAAAUGUUAUUCAUUUUAAUUUUCUCUACAUCUUAUCCAUUGCACAGGAUACAGAAUAUGCAAUUGUUUCAUGUAAAUGUACUAAUGUAAUAAAUUUCCCUUCUAAAAGUUUAAAAGUAUAUAUAAACAGAAUGAUAUAAUGUAAUACCCGUUUAAGAUGUCCAUCAUUGUAAGUUUUCUUGGAAAUAAAGAGAGAAAAAUAAGGAACAUAUGCUCAGA
Molecule: messenger RNA, 7788 nt
Organism: Brienomyrus brachyistius
Lineage: Eukaryota; Metazoa; Chordata; Actinopteri; Osteoglossiformes; Mormyridae
Product: SH3-containing GRB2-like protein 3-interacting protein 1
Exons: 25
Coding region: 547-3036 (829 amino acids)
Biological process (GO): synaptic vesicle endocytosis; clathrin coat assembly; clathrin-dependent endocytosis
Cellular component (GO): cytoplasm; plasma membrane; clathrin-coated vesicle
Source: RefSeq, a predicted model, not a curated record